Molecule: messenger RNA, 6427 nt
Organism: Aspergillus calidoustus
Lineage: Eukaryota; Fungi; Ascomycota; Eurotiomycetes; Eurotiales; Aspergillaceae
Source: the annotation of a GenBank genome assembly
UUUGUUGUCUCAUCGUGUCUGCCUUUUGUCGGAUACUCGGGUGGUCUCUUCCUUUCCUCCUCUUCAUCAGACUCUACACAACCACCCCCCCUCCCCCAAUACCGUUCGUUUGGGUUGGAUUGACUGCUUGAUAGAGGGCAUUUACUACUCCUACCGGCUGCUGCUACUACUAUCGCUUGUACUUGCGGCGAUCACGGCCACUGGAGUGCAUCAGGUUGAACCCCGGGUGACUUACAUUCUUAUCGGGCUCUUGUUCCUGCUAAUUAUUGCCCUUCGCCCACGACUGCCCUCGACGGUCUGGCGGCCUUCUUGUUUGGUUUUCCACCGCCGCUAGGCUACUUGACUUUCAUUUCACUUCUCCGACUGACCUAGACCUUCUUCUUCCCUCCUGCAUCUAUCUACCGUCUGCUUUUCUUCUUUCGCUUCCUCUCUAUUGCAUUGCUCCCCAUAUUCCAAGUCGCGUCCGUCGAAGCUUCCCACCGCAUUCUCCAUAAACCUCGCCACAAGGAGUCACGUCCCUUGUAUCUAAGGUGGUUGUUGGAAGGUUGCCAUCUUGAUAUCCAGUUCUUUUCAAGUUUCCAAUAACCACCAGGCAAUUGAUUCCUGCAACGCCCUUGCUGGGGCACAGGGAACCCCAAAACUGAAGGGGCAACACGAAUCUUGACGAGAUUAGAAAGCCGUCUUUCUUUAUUAACUAACCCUUUUUGUCGAAUAUCUACCUCCCCCAUCUCCGGUCCUUGGGUAGACCCUCGCGCAGCGGUGAUUUUCUGUUUUCCGCCCAUUCUUCUUUUUACUCUUGCUUUGCAUUCAUUUUUCCGUCUUCGCUCGUCUUUGCCCCCUUGAUACUCGGCAGAUGCCGUGCAAUAAUACCUCGACCCAUCCGUGCACUCACUUCUCAUGAGGGAUCGCCUCCCCGUCACGGCCCGUUGCUGAAAUCUGCGUCUCGCUCCCGAGGAAGUUUGGUGUUCCCCCAGUCUCGUGCAGAGGCGCAUUGCAGCCCCAGCCCGCCUCGCCUCUUUUAUUUGUCGCGUCUGAAGGCUGGCCAUGGCCUCGGAUAGGUCACCGCCCCAAAAGUCUCACCAACACCACGUGAGGCCUGACUCUUCUUCCAACAAUACAACUCCCUCCGCAGGCAACCGCCGCAUGCCUACCCCUGGCCAGUCUUCUCGGAGGGGGUCUGCGGAUUCCUCCACACUCCUGGAAUCCGCCAACGUUAAUGACUCCCUCCCACCACAGCUCAUGACGGGUAGCGCUUCCCCCUUUGAAGCUACGGCUACAGAGCCGCCCAGCACAUCCGCCACCCCGGCGCCCUACGGUACGCGGUCAAGAGGUCGAAAUGCUCCCCGGCCCAACUACGCCGAGGAUCGUGACCUUGAUGUCGACUUGGAAGUCCAGCAACCACACGCAAAAUCCGCCAAACGAAGUAGCGCUGCCCCCACAUCUAAUGGCGCCCCUAGAAUUGAUGGCGAAAAAUCAAACUCUCGAAAAAGCACAACUGCAGCGAACGGAUCCAACUCCACAGCAGCCGCCAAAGACGGUAUCCCCGGCACCUCAUCAUUUCUAGCAAAGCCGGAUGAGGUCAGCUCCUCGUCAGGUUCAUCAAGAAAACGAAAGCAACCCGCGAGUGCUACCACACCGACUUUUGCAACUGAAAAUGCAUCAAAGAAAUUGUUCACUUCAGCUCCGGGUGCCAACUCUGGUCUGGGUGACUCAAAUAUGGUCACCUUUGACGACCGGGGGGCCUACCUGAAGAAUGGCAAAAUUACGGCCGAUGAUGGCACUACUUUUGCAGUCAAUGAACACGUCUAUCUUAUUUGUGAACCACCAGGCGAGCCGUACUAUUUGGCGCGAAUUAUGGAGUUCCUCCCAAAUAAGACAUCUGGCCCGAUCGAGGCGAUCCGGGUCAACUGGUAUUAUAGACCACGUGACAUCCAACGCAACGCGGCCGAUACGCGACUGGUAUUUGCUUCGAUGCACUCUGACACAUGCCCGCUUACUUCGCUGCGCGGGAAAUGCCAGAUCAAGCAUUCUUCGGAAAUCGCGAAUCUCGACGAGUACAGGAAGACCCGGGAUUGUUUCUGGUAUGACAAGAUGUUUGACAGAUAUAUUCACCGCUACUACGACGUGAUUCCCACGAGCAAAGUAAUCAAUGUUCCUGCCAAUGUCAAAAAGGUUCUUGAUGAACGGUGGCGCUACGUCCUUGUUGAAGUCGGAAAGCGAAAAGAGUUGACCAGUGCGGUUAAGACCUGUAAGCGAUGUGGUCUGUACGCUGCCAAUACCGACUCCGUGGAUUGCGCUGUUUGCCACAAUACGUAUCAUAUGCACUGUGUGAAGCCAGUAUUGACAAAAAAACCAGCCCGAGGUUUUGCCUGGGCAUGUGCAGCAUGUAGCCGAGCGCAGGAGCGGAAACUCGAGGCCCGAAACACCCCAAUGCUUGGAGAAGCUACUUCAGAUGCUCCAGAAGUGGAUGAAGAAAUGGUCGAAGAGGAGGAAGAAGACCCAAACGCUGCUCCCAACGGCACUACAGUCAGCACCCCGGCACCGAUCGAGGAGGAGGCCGUUCGACCGGCUACGCAAGAACAAAUCGCGCAAGCCAAGCUAUGGCCCUACCGAUAUCUAGGUAUUCAUUGUCGAGUGGAGGACGCUUUGGACUACGAUGACCGCAUAUAUCCUCGAGCCAGCUCGCGACUGGGGCCUCGGCACCAGGCAGUGGUGAAUCAGUGGCCCGGACGCCCGAUCGAAUAUGUCAAGCCAAUUGACAUCAAAAAGAAAUAUCUCAAGGGCUCUGGGGGUCGUCGAGACUCGCGGCUCACAAAAGAGACCGUGGCUGCCCUCGAAGCUGCGAAGAAGGAAAGGGCAAACCGACCGAUGUGGGUCAUGGAAGAGCCUCCCGGCUUUAUGCGCAGAGGUGAAGACGAGCCAGUACCCGUAACUGGCCUGGCAGGAAAGCAGGUUCGAACAGCAGAGCUGCUCUUCAAAAUGCCUACUGCAGAACAGAUGCCAGCUCGGGGAGAAGAUGAUGGUCCGCGUUUUACCCCCGAAGAUCGAGAAAAGUUUAUUGAUGAAUAUAUGGAGCGAGCAAAACAAAUAGCCCCAGAGGUAGGUGUCGAAGAGCACUCUACUGACUUCCUCGACAAGGCCCUAGAGCUCCUGUAUGCACAGAGCUUCGACGUUGAAGCCGCGCUCGCGAAGCUGAAGCGGAUCAAUAAACACGACGAUCUCGAUGUACCGCGUUUGCGUCCCGACGAGGUCAAGGCCUUUGAGCAAGCAGUGGCAAAGUAUGGGUCUGAAUGGCGCAACAUCACCAAACACGUUGGUACGGUCCCGCAUUUCCAGAUUGUGCGGUACUACUACAUGUGGAAAAAGACGCCCCGUGGCCGUCAAAUCUGGGGUUCUUACGGAGGUAGAAAGGGCAAGAAGGAGGCGAGACGCAACAGCUCUGCGAAGCUGGUGGAUGAUGUGGCAGACGACCACGACGACUCGGCCUUUGACAAUGAUAAAGCCAUGGAGAAAAAGCGUGGUUUCCAGUGCAAAUUCUGCUCGACACGGUCUUCACGACAAUGGCGGCGUGCUCCUGGCGUGACCCCUGGCACCACAGUCCCAGCUGAGCCGACCGGGCGGCAACGAGAUAAAGGUCCUCAGCUUACGUUGGCCCUUUGCUUACGCUGUGCCCUUCUCUGGAGAAAGUAUGGAAUCCAGUGGGAGAACGUGGAGGAAGUCGCAAAGAAGAUUGGUCAAAGUGGCAACAAAUCGUGGCGCCGCCGUGUGGACGAGGAACUAUUGACCCAACUUCUCGUGGAGGAUCCUACAGUGACUGCUGAUGCUGCUCCUGCUGCUGCUGCUACUCCCACAAAUACGCUGCAGCAGGACUCGAAGAAGAGAAACCGAAACGAGAAAGAGAGUACGGCGACCUCAACAGCGACCUCGGUGGAGCCCGUUGCGAAGAAAAAGAAUACAAACGCUGAACAGCCGCCGCCAAUUGAGCCGGAACCUCCAGUGGCCAAAACACUUCCGUGCGCCAUUUGCGACAAGAUUGAGCCGAUGGGUGACGACUAUCUAUCUUGUCGAGACUGCCGCCUUACCGUUCAUCGCAACUGCUAUGGAGUGAGCCCGUCGCGGAACUGUGUCAAAUGGUUAUGCGAUACCUGCUCCAACGACCGGAGUCCGCUAAUCUCCACGACCUAUGAAUGCGUUUUGUGCCCAGUGACCUGGACGGAACAUGAGCUGAUGGAAGCGCCCAAGUCAACAACGCACAAGAAGAAGACGGAUAGAGACCGCGAAAAGGAAAGGCUUGAGCGCGGUCUGGUUGCCGACGCCAUCAAGCUUUAUCGAGAAAGACAAGAGGCUGUUGGCAAGCCGAUCGGCCCUCGAGAACCACUCAAGCGAACCGCCGGCAACAACUGGAUCCACGUUGGUUGCGCAAUAUGGACGCCGGAAAUCAAGUUUGGAAACGCAAAAGAACUCGAGCCCGCAGAGGGAUUCGGGCUCAUCCCAGCUGAACGAUUCCGCGAGACGUGCAAGAUCUGCAAGUCCAACAAAGGCGCAUGCGUCCCGUGUCAUUUCAGCGGUUGCAACGCCCACUUCCACGUUGGAUGCGCGUUCCAGGCAAGGUAUAAAACUGGAUUUGACAUUACUUCCGUCAAAAGCUCCCGAAGAGAUACUACCCCUAGUGUUCGGCUUGGAGAUGAAGUUGGGGCAGCAACUCCGGCAAUCUGGUGUCCUCACCACUCGGUUUCAGGCGUCAUCCACGAGACAGGUCAACUGACAGAAGACGGACUCAAUGCGAUUCAACUAUAUGCUCGUACCUACAAGCAGGCGGACCUCAGUAUAACCGGAACUGUUCGGAGGGCUGCCUACAAUCAGACACCCGCCACGAAUCAAACUGGCAACUCUACCGUCAAUCGACGGACGUCUACUGUCAACGGUACUACUACUCUGCCGGUGAUGACAAAAGACAAACCGGCAGCAUCUGAAGACGCCGCGGAUGAGAUGCAGGUCGACUCCGACACCCGUCAUCAGGCCAGCAGCGAUGACAGAAAAUGCGCCACGUGCUCGACUGCGUACACACCGAAAUGGUGGCCUAUCGACAACGCUCGGCGGCCAACGACUGCCGGCCAAACGUUCCAUGGAAAUGGAUCCUCUGCGAGCCCGCCAUUCCCCUAUCGGCAUCCGCAGUCUUCCGUUCCUGCGCUCAAUGGAGACCACGGCUCGGAAGAUUCGAAAUCGCUGUUCGACUGCCACAAGUGCCAUCUCAAGAAAUCAAAGGCUCAGCCGUCUCCAGAGCCCCGACGAUCGCCGUAUCAAACCCCGCGACCGGCCGUACCCACGGCUCGACUUUCGGACUACCACAGCCAUCCGUAUGGCUCCCCUCAUAGUCACCCUUCACAACAACCACCACCAACCGGACUAUCCCGCCCUGUUGGGCUCUCCGCUGCCAGCAGCCCGGAACGAUACCCGGGGUAUGAAAGACCAGGGGAUUACGGCGAAAGCAAGUUGCGCAAUGGCAUACACGGUGCCGGAUAUCGCAGCAGCCAACCCCCACCACCAACGAUUCGCCAAUUAAACGGCUACCAGCCUCCUCCAGCUCUCGGUGCUCAGUCUCAUUAUUCCACGGGGGCGCAUCCUCCUCCUCCUCCUGGCCCCCAGGCAUAUGCGGCGCACCAAAGCCCAUAUGGCCCAGUGUCCUUGUCUUCACCGCACCCACCGACAGCGCCAGGACCACGUCCUUAUGCAUCCGCAUCGCCGCCGGAUGUACCGGCUACGAUGGUACGGCACCACUCCCCGCCGCAUUCACUGAGCGCGUUGAACGGUGGACCGCCGCCGCCACGAGUGUUCUCCGCCGACCGCGUUUUGAGCGCAUCGACGCGUUCGCCCCCUGUUUCUCAAGCACACGUGGAUCCUCGGGGCCGAACACCGCCCAACAAGCUGGACGACAACACAAUCGCAGGCGCAAUGUCACUGAGCAGCGGUCGACACACGGCAACCAUGAACGGAGCCAACGGCGGAUCUGGAGCCAGUGCCAGCCCGUCAUUGAAGAACCUCCUUUCCUAAAGGCUGAGCAAACUGGCUUUACACUUAUUACUCCUUAUAGAACAUCAAAAAAGGGCAUGUAUGAUAUAGCUUCUUUCUACCAUGUUGUAUUCUCUCUUGUUUCGUUGUUAUCUGCCUCCGUCUUUUCGUGCUCACCCUGGGGGUUUUCCUUUUUUUCUGGCAUGGGGAAAAGCGGGGUUUGGAAUAUCGUUCAGCAUGAGACUUAGAGAUUACUCUUUCUUUUCAUCUUUUUUUUUUUGUUUUCUUAUGGUUCUUUUGUGGUUUGGCUUCGGACACCGAAGGUGCAUGAGAUAAUUGGAGUUCACAUACGAAUGAUUUGGCAAUGCAAGCAACUCCAGCCUUGGCCGGAGCAAUCUUACACAAGAUUGGAGCCUAU